GUUACUGGUGUGGUUUCUAGAGGAGGUCAGGCUGCUGCAAGGUAUUACUGUGCACUCUGUUCAGCUUGAGCCCUGUGGGUUGGCAGGUUGUGAAGACGUGCUGUGAGUGUGGUUGCAGCUGUCAUGGCUGCUAGGUUCGUCAUGACAAGAAUAUUGCUGGUUUGCUUGUUAAGCGAAGUGAACUACUCCUUAGCUUUUCCAAGAGGUGCAAGUUUUCUGCAUCCCAAAUCCUGGCAGAGUGGAGGAGGGGAGUCACAAGAAUUACUCGGCUAUGGGAAUCGUCGCCUGAUUCAGUCCGUCGAGUCUCUGAGGGUGUCCCCUAGAAGCUGGCGGCCAAAUAUUCCUCACGAUCAGGUCAAUGCUGAAGGGCAAUCUACUCCGGUGAGGUUUUUAGGAGCGCCACGCAGUGCCCGGAUACAAAAUCAACAACUCUCUGAUGUUGGCUCAAGAUGGCAGCAAGCAAUGUCUCCACAUAUUCAGCCCAGAGGCUUUGACAUCAGUCUGGAGAUUCCUGUAAAAGAAUCUCAUAAGGCAUUUCUACAUGAACCAACAGAUUUUAAAGUCCAGUCCAGUUUCAACAUGCCUGGCCGUCCUGGAAGGAAAUCUGAACAGAACCUUUUCAAGCCAAGCUUUGAGUUUGGUUUAUCUCUUCCAAUUUCACGUGAUCUUCCAAAGAACUCAGAUUCUGCUAUUCUUCUAAACUAUCGCGUGGAGCCACCAAAACAAACACCAGUUAAAUUCCUGGUUGAACAAUCGGCUGCUGUAUCGCCAGUCAAACAGGUGGUUAAAGACCUAAUUAAAGAAAAACAACAGGCUAUAAAAUACUUUCCACCUACUGUACCAAAACAAACACAGCCAGUUCAGGACCCAGUUGUAAAGAAACUCAGCUAUGGAAAACAAGUAUCCCCACCUCAGAUGCAACAAUAUCCACAAUAUGGCUACCUACCCUCUGACUACUAUGAGUAUCGCAGUCCCCCAGUCGAUCAAAAUUAUGGCCAAAGUCAAAUGGGCUCAUCAGGAACUGGACAGAUGUAUAGCUACCCUUGGUCUGAUUAUUUUCAGAAAUUGAUUUCGCCGUACUUCACUUCCAGGCCGGCAAAAGAAAUGCACCCAACUGUAUAUUGGUGAGGAUGAUGACUUCUCUAAGAAGGACUACAGCAGCCUAUAAACGGCUAACUCCUACACCAGUAACCAUCCAUGUCAAGAAAGCAAGUAUGCCAGUCCUUCAGGAAGUUCAUCUCAAACUGCUCAGCCUGUUCCCGUGUCAAACUUGAAUAUUCCAAAUGUGACUGCUCCUGGGCGGCAUUUAGUUGAUCCCUUUAAAUGUUGCCAUUUCUCUGCAGCCAGCUAGUUUGUUUGCCAGGCCAGUCCACUCUAGGCCACAGGCAUCCCUGCACCAAAUCUGCAACCCUUUAUCCAACAAGGCCAUUAAUAAUAGUAAUGUUGUGAUUCUGGUCUAAAAGGUCCCUGGACUUGGACUACUCGAAGAUUUAUCAAAUCCCACUGGUUUACCCAAUUCAACAGGGAGUCUUGCUUUGUUCGAUAGCCCAGUUGACUUGAAAUUUAUCAUCAGUGUUACAUAGUUGCAGGGAAUUGUGUUGGACCAGGAUCUGGGUUAUAUCUGGAGCAAAGGUGGUCCCUGAAAGAGCAAUCUGAAGUGGAACAGAGUGCAGGCCAAGCAGGUUGAACUGAAGUGUUGCAUUGAAGAUCUACUGUCCAUAUGUCUCCAUUAAAUUGUCAAAACCUCUUAUCCUGUUUUUGAAUGAGUAUUCUCAAAACUUCCACAAAUGUUUUGGAAGGAUUAAUAAAGACCACUGCUAAAACGCA
Mugil cephalus (flathead mullet) is the source of this 1827-nucleotide messenger RNA. RefSeq lists its product as uncharacterized. The coding region runs from base 124 to 1128 and encodes 334 amino acids. The record is from RefSeq and is a predicted model, not a curated record. Lineage: Eukaryota; Metazoa; Chordata; Actinopteri; Mugiliformes; Mugilidae. The transcript is spliced from 4 exons.